UGCCCAACAGAGCUGUCCAUUAGGAUUCCUCUUUCCAAAUCUAGAAAUUAUGAUACUUGAUGUAAUGUGUACUUAGAUAAUUAAUUGGACUCUUGGAAUGUAAUUCCAGGCUUGGCAGGACUUGCAGCUACUUAUGGUUUGAACCUAAAUGUCAUACAAGCUUGGGUGAUAUGGAAUCUGUGUAAUGUUGAGAACAAGAUGAUCUCAGUCGAGAGAAUUCUUCAAUUCGCUAACAUACCAAGUGAAGCUCCACUUAUAAUUGAAGAAUGUAGACCAGGACCUGAAUGGCCAAUCAUUGGCACUAUCAAGCUAGAAAACCUCAAUGUCCGAUACAACCCCAUGCACCCCAUGGUUCUCAAAGGAGUUAAUUGCAUUUUCCCUGGUCAGGCAAAGAUUGGAGUGGUGGGCAGAACAGGCAGCGGCAAGUCUACUCUCAUUCAAGCUCUUUUCAGGAUGGUGGAGCCCUCAAAAGGGAGAAUUCUGAUUGAUGAAGUAAAUAUCUGUGAGAUAGGUUUGCAGGAUUUGAGAUCUAGAUUAAGUAUAAUUCCACAAGACCCAAUACUUUUUCAAGGAACUAUUAGAGCAAAUCUUGAUCCCCUAGAAGAGCAUUCGGAAUCAGAAAUAUGGGAGGCUCUGCGUAGGUGUCACCUUACUGAGACAGUGGGGCAAGACCAAAGGCUUCUUGAUGCAAAAGUUGAAGAAGAUGGAGGAAACUGGAGUCUAGGACAGAGGCAGCUGUUUUGCCUGGCAAGGGUUUUGUUGAAGAAAAGAAGGAUUCUGGUGCUGGAUGAGGCUACAGCAUCAGUGGACACUGCCACAGAUAAUGUGAUUCAGAAGACAAUAAGAGAAGAAACAAGCAAUUGCACUGUCAUCACUGUGGCCCAUCGAAUUCCAACUGUGGUUGACAAUGACCUUGUUCUUGUGCUUGAUGAUGGCAAAGUUGUAGAAUAUGACUCCCCAGCUCAGUUGCUUAGAGAUAACACUUCAGCAUUUUCAAAGUUGGUGACACAUUUAAAGAGAUCGUCGAAAAGUGAUCACUAGAGAUCACGCAUGACGCUCAUUCAUGUUGACUCCACAU
This is a messenger RNA of Telopea speciosissima, 1078 nucleotides long. Its product is annotated as putative ABC transporter C family member 15. The coding region runs from base 199 to 1041 and encodes 280 amino acids. Gene Ontology annotation, biological process: transmembrane transport. The transcript is spliced from 4 exons. The record is from RefSeq and is a predicted model, not a curated record. NCBI's taxonomy places the organism in Eukaryota, Viridiplantae, Streptophyta, Magnoliopsida, Proteales, Proteaceae. Gene Ontology annotation, cellular component: plant-type vacuole; vacuolar membrane. Gene Ontology annotation, molecular function: ATPase-coupled transmembrane transporter activity; ATP hydrolysis activity; ATP binding.